Triticum turgidum subsp. durum (durum wheat) is the source of this 1731-nucleotide messenger RNA. The record is from the annotation of a GenBank genome assembly. Lineage: Eukaryota; Viridiplantae; Streptophyta; Magnoliopsida; Poales; Poaceae.
AUGGCGUGCCCGGCGGCGGCGCUGCUCCUCCUGCCGCUACUGCUCGGCCUCCUGGCGCCGGCGCCGGCGCGGGCCACCGACCCCUACGCCGCCUUCGACUGGGACGUCUCCUACGUCACCAGAUCCCCGCUCGGCGUCCCGCAAAAGGUAAUCGCAAUCAACAAGGAGUUCCCGGGCCCCGUGGUGAACGUCACCACCAACUACAACGUCGCCGUCAACGUCCUCAACAGCCUCGACGAGCCGCUCCUCAUCACCUGGGACGGCAUCCAGCAGCGGAAGAACUGCUGGCAGGACGGGGUGCUGGGCACCAACUGCCCCAUCCCGCCGGGCUGGAACUGGACCUACAACUUCCAGGUCAAGGACCAGAUCGGCAGCUUCUUCUACUUCCCGCCGCUCUCCAUGCAGCGCGCAGCCGGCGGAUUUGGGGGCAUCACCGUCAACAACCGCGCCGUCAUCUCCGUCCCCUUCGACACCCCCGACGGCGACGUCAGGCUCUUCAUCGGCGACUGGUACAACAAGAACCACACGGACCUGAGGAAGAUGCUCGAUGAUGGGAAGGAGCUCGGGAUGCCCGACGGCGUUCUGAUGAACGGCAAGGGGCCGUAUCGGUACAAUGACUCCCUCGUCCCGGCUGGGAUCGAGUACGAGACUAUCGAUGUUGAGCCAGGCAAAACUUACCGCUUCCGAGUGCACAACGUGGGCGUCUCCACGAGCUUGAACCUGAGGAUCCAGGGACACAACAUGGCCAUGGUCGAGACGGAGGGCUCCUACACGAUGAAGCAGAAUUUCACCAACCUCGACAUCCACGUGGGGCAGUCCUACUCCUUUCUGGUCACCAUGGACCAGAAUGCAAGCAGUGACUACUACAUCGUGGCCAGCGCUCGGUUCGUGAACGAGUCGCUCUGGACCAGGGUUACCGGCGUUGCAAUUCUGCACUACUCGAAUUCAAAGGGCAAGGCGUCUGGUCCGCUCCCUGACCCGCCGAACGAUGAGUACGACAAAUCUUUCUCCAUGAACCAGGCACGGUCAAUCAGGAUGAAUGUGACCACCGGUGCUGCUCGCCCGAAUCCUCAAGGAUCAUUUCACUACGGCGAAAUCAAUGUGACCCAAGUGUACAAGCUGAGGAACAUGCCACCUGUUACCAUCAAUGGCAAAAGGCGGACCACACUGAACGGCAUCUCUUACUCCCCGCCUGCUACUCCAUUGAGGCUUGCGGAUCUCUAUGACAAGAAAGAAGUCUACACACUGGACUUCCCAACCAUGCCGUCUGAUGGACCGCCGGCGAUCGGAUCUUCUGUCAUCAACUCGACGUACAAGAACUUCAUGGAGAUUGUGUUCCAGAACAACGACACGAAGGUUCAGACCUACCACAUCGACGGAUACGCCUUCUGGGUCGUGGGAAUGGACUAUGGUGAGUGGAAGAACGAAAGUCGUUCUACGUACAACAAGUGGGAUGGCGUUUCCCGUUGCACCACUCAGGUGUUCCCCGGAGCAUGGACCGCCGUCCUGUUGUCGCUCGACAGCCCGGGGUUCUGGAACGUGCGCACGGAGAAUCUGGACACCUGGUACCUCGGCCAGGAGACGUACAUCCGGGUGGUGGAUCCUGACGGAGGCUACAACGUGACGGAGUCGGUGUUGCCGGACAACGCCCUCUUCUGUGGCCUCCUCAGGGAAAAACAAAAGCUCAGAAGCCACACGGGUCAACGUCGAGCUCGGCGUCCCCCGCGCUAA